AUGGCGUCUGCGUCUCCUGGUUUUAGGUUUUUGGCUCACCGGUUUACGAAGAGUCCUGUUGUCAUGAAGGAUGGUUCAUCCAAACGGUUCCGUUCAGAGGAUUUUGCGACUUGUGGAAGAGAUGAUGGUGGCAUGGAGCAGUCCGAUCAGAUCCCUCCCUUGCCAGAGAUCAAUUUCAAAGAUAAGUUACUAAGCUCUUCUUGUUUUGAAUAUACUGAAGGAAUGGAGAAGGAUGGGUUCUCUAUUGAAGCUGGUGAUUAUGAAGUUAAGGAUUCUCCUUAUGGUCCUUCGAUUCGGUUUUCUGAACAUGUUAAAAACAAGAUCUAUAGACCAUGGAAAAAUUCUGUGAUUAUCCAGUUUGUAGGGAAGACUCAUACCUAUAAUUUUGUCUUUGCAAGGUUGAAGCAACAUUGGAGGCUUAAGGGUCCUAUGCAAUUGGAGGAUAUGUUGUAUGUGUUAACUGGGGGCCCUUGGGUAGUAGCAGGACAGUAUGUGGCUGUUCAAAAAUGGAGGCCUAAUUUUUGUGCAGUUGAGGAGCAUGUCUCCCGUAUUACUGUUUGGGUGAGAUUAUCUGGUAUGGGAGUUGAAUUCUUCAAUUCUGAGACUAUUAAGUGUAUUGGGGAUUUGAUUGGCUCAUCAUAUAAGGUGGAUGUUCAUACUGUUGGUCAGAUGAGAGGUAAGUUUGCAAGGGUCUGUGUUGAAAUUGAUUUGAAUUUGCCUCUCAUCCCUUACCUAGUUGUUGAGGGUAGGCCUGUGAGAGUGGAAUACGAAAAUCUCCCUGUGAUUUGUUUUAAUUGCUGCAGAGUUGGGCACAGUAAAGAGCAUUGUCCUUUUGCUAAACCUAUCCAUAAGAAUAAUGAGACGGAUAUGGAUAUGACUAGGGAUAUUCAAGAAGAGGUGUGUUCUCAUCAAGUGGAGAAGUUACGUAAGAUGAGGCUUGAUGAUAAUCAAAGAGGCCCAAUUGAUCCUUCUGGGGAUAAGGCAGGUUUUGGCAUUUGGAAUGUUGUUCCGACUAGAAAAGCUUGGAAGAAGAAUUUUAAAAAUGGGACUGCUGCUAGUGAUGAUAAAGGAAAGGGUGUUAGCCCUGAGGUCGUCCACAAGAGACAGGAGAAGACUUUUUAUUCCAGCAAUACUUUGCCUCAGAAAGAUAAAAGGGAAGUUAUUCAAAAGGGUAUUUCUGAGGCUGGGACUUAUGAUGCUUCUGGUUCUGGAUUUAAUAUAUUGGAGAAUGAGUGUUUUGAUAGUGAGCAAGAGCAUGUUUUUGGAACUUUGGAGAAUAAUCUGUCAAGUAAUGGGAAGGCUGUUCAAAGUAAAGAUGAUGGUGGUUGGAAUGCUCCAAUUCUUACUAAUAAGGGCAAGAAAAAGGUUGGUAGGCCAAGGAAGGUUUUGUCUGAUAUUUCAAAUAAAUCUGCUGUUAGGCCUGCAAUUGUUUUGAGGCCUAGCUCUAAGAGUUUGCCUCAUGGUUCUGCUAUAAAGUCUGUGUCUGAGUUGGACCAGGCUUUGAGUAAUCUUAGGAAGCCUAUGACCAGCUUUGAUAAUGGAGGUUUGGAAAUUGGGGAGGUUGAGGCUUGUAGGAAUGAGUAUUCUUCCAUUCCUAAGCCUCGAGCUCCAAAUAUUAUUUCUGUGGUUUCUAGAGCUGCUGAUCAGGAUAUGGAAAUUCAGGAUUUGAGGGAUUCUGUGAGUGUGCAGUUGGAGUCUAAAGUUGGUGAAGCUUUAAUUGCUGAUGUGUCUGCUUGUUGUGUAGAGGAUGGCAAGGCUCAAGGUCUCAAAUGUAUGGGGCCUUUGUCUACCAAUUCUGAUUGGGUCUGGUUUGAUCAUUUCUCUCUUCCUUCCAUCUUAAUGAUUGGUUGUUGGAAUAUUAGAGGGGCAGGUAAUAAGAGAUCUUUGCUUGCUAUGAAAGAUCUUAAGUAUAGACAUAAGUUGGAUAUGUUGGUUAUUUUGGAGCCUAGAAUUAGUUCAAGUAAAGCUCGGAAAGUCAUUUCUCAACUUGGCUUCCCUAAGGCUGAAAUCUCUGAUGCUGUUGGCUUCUCUGGUGGUAUUUGGUUGCUGUGGGAUGAUGCUAAAUUCAACUUGAGAGUCAUUCAUUGCAUGGAUCAAGCUGUUUCUGUUUGUGUUGAGACUUCUGGAGGUAUUUCUUGGAUUUUUACUACCGUGUAUGGGCAUCCUUGCCCGGCUAGGAGGGCUUACCUCUGGCAAAACUUAACUAUUAUUGCUGCUUAUUGGAAUCUUCCUUGGGUUGUUUGUGGGGAUUUUAAUGAUAUCUUGUUCGAGGAUGAAAAAUUUGGAAAAUUAUCUGGUAAAAGUAGAGGUUUCAAGGAUUGGUUUGAUCAACAUGGGCUCAUUGAUUUGGGUUUUUUGGGACCCAAGUUUACUUGGGUUAAUAAGAGAGCUGGUGGCGACUUUGUGAUGAAGAGAUUGGAUAGGGUUAUUUGUAACAAGGAGUGGAGGGUUUUAUUUCCUGAAGCUUUCGUAAGGCAUUUGCCUAGACGAUGUUCUGAUCAUAGUCCUCUUUUGAUUAGUCUUAUUUCUAAUAAGAUUCCUUCAGCUGAGCUUAAACCUUUCAGAUUUGAGGCUAUGUGGCUUAAACAUUGUUUAUUUCCUGAGUUCAUUCAAGCUGAGUGGAAGAAUUUGGAAGGUUCAGUUUCUAUUAAAUUGGAUUUGUUGAUUCCCCUGCUUCGGGAGUGGAAUACCCAAGUCUUUGGUCAAAUUUUUCAAAGGAAAAAGAGAAUUCUUGCUAGGCUUCAAGGCAUCCAAAGGGCUCUUUGUAAGGAGUCCCUGAACAGUACCCUUGUUACUCUAGUUCCUAAAAUCACUAAUCCUCAGAGCAUGCUGCAGUUCCGGCCUAUUAGUCUUUGUAACACUUUAUACAAAGUUGUUUCUAAGAUCAUUGUUGGAAGGCUCAGACCUCUUAUGUGUAAGCUUGUUAGCCCCAAUCAGGUUAGCUUUGUUCCUGGACGACAAAUUUCAGAUAAUAUCUUCAUUGCUCAAGAGGUUUUGCAUAGAUUCCAUAGAGCAAGAGGUAAAACCGAGUAUAUAGCUUGGAAAAUUGACCUCUCUAAGGCGUAUGACAGAUUGAAAUGGUCUUUUAUCGAGCAAACUCUUGCAGAAAUUGGUAUUGGGGAAACUUCUCUUCAUCUCAUUAUGAGCUGUGUUAAAAAUGUCUCUUACAGAAUUAUCUUGAAUGGGGAGCUUACUGAGAGUUUCAAACCUCAAAGAGGUGUUCGACAAGGUGACCCUCUUUCCCCUUACCUCUUUGUCUUAUGUAUGGAAAAGCUUAUUCACAUCAUUGCUGCUAAGGUGUUAAAGAAGGAAUGGAAAGCUGUUAGGGCAGCGAGGUCUGGUCCUUUAAUCUCGCAUCUGUUCUUUGCGGAUGACUUGAUUCUUUUUGGUGAGGCUUCUGCUCAGCAAGCUAUGGUUAUGAAAAAUUCUCUUGAGGAGUUUUGUGAGCUUUCUGGGCAGCAGGUGAAUUUUGAGAAAUCUUUGUUGUACAUAUCUGCCAAUACUAAGUCUGACCUUGUUGAUCAAAUUGAGUUAACUUGUGGUGCCACCAGAUCUGCUGAUAUGGGGAAUUAUUUGGGAGUUCCCCUUGUCCAAGGGAGGGUUACCAAGGCUACGUAUAAGGGGGUUCUGGUUAAAGUUCAGGCUAAACUUUCUGCUUGGAAAAGUCAGUUGCUUUCUAUGGCUGGAAGAAUCACUUUAAUCCAGUCUGUUGCUUCUUCUAUUCCUCUUUAUACUAUGCAGACGGCUAUGCUUCCUCAAGGCCUUUGUGAAGACCUUGACAAAUCUUCUAAAAGUUUUCUUUGGGGAAGUAGUGAGAACCAUCAUAAAACUCAUUUAGUUAAGUGGGAUACAGUUUGUUUGCCUAAACGUCUAGGAGGUUUGGGUAUUAAAAAGGCUUCUCUUAUGAAUCAAGCUAUGUUAUCUAAAGCUAGUUGGAGAAUUGUGGCUGGGGACUCAGGUCUUUGGGCUGCGAUGCUCAGGAAAAACUCUUGGAAAGGAUUAAUAUAUGGAGCUGCCAUUUUAAAUAAGGGUAUGAAAUGGAGAGUGGGAGAUGGCACUAGAGUCAAAUUCUGGACUGAUACUUGGAUUGGUGAUGUUCCUUUGGUGGAUACUAAUUUUCCCUUAUCUGAUCAGCUUGACAAAGCUGAAACUGUGUCAAAUUAUUUUUCUACGACUGGUUGGAACAUUCAGAAACUCCUGCAGGCUCUUCAACCGGAAGCCGUUAUGCAGAUCAUCAGUAUUCAUGUAGAUGUUGACGGGAAUAUACCUGAUACUUGUAUAUGGGGUCCCUCUUCAAAUGGAGUCUUUUCUGUAAAGACUGCUUUUGAGUUAUCUGCCAGGUUUAAUGAAGUCACUGGUUUUCCUUGGAAGUUCAUUUGGAAUUUGAAGAUCCCUCCCCGUGUUAAAAUGUUCACUUGGCUUCUCACUCAGAAAAAGAUCUUAACUAAUGUGCAGAGAGUAAGAAGGCAUCUUUCUAGAGACCCUUCUUGUCCUCUCUGUCACUACCUUGAGGAGUCGUUACAGCAUCUCUUUAUCUCUUGUCCUCGUGUUCUUGCACUUUGGAGAUCCUUCUAUCUUCCUGAAAGAUUGAUCAAUUUCUUUGCCUCUGAUUUUGAUAGUUGGUUGAAGGAAAAUUUGUGUUACAAUGCUGGGCAUAUAAGGAAUUUGAAGUGGUCUAGUAUUUUUGUUGUUGCUUGCUGGUUCAUUUGGAAAUGGAGGUGUCGUUCUAUCUUUGAGCCUUAUUUCCAAAUGCCUUGUCAUCCAAAUCAGAUUAUUGUUGAGUAUCUUCUGGAAUGGGAUAAGGCUACUAACCUUGUAAAGAAGGCUACCUCUCAAACUCAGAUGUUUCUUGCUUGGCAGCCUCCACCUUGUGGCUUCUUUAAGCUUAAUAUUGAUGGCUCUAGAAUGAGUGACUCUGGGUGCAUUGCUGCAGGAGGUAUAAUUAGGAACUCUUAUGGUAACUGGAUAGCAGGUUUUUCUGCUAAUCUUGAUCAUGGUGAAGUCUUUGUGGCUGAAGCUUGGGCCUUAUAUUAUGGUCUUAAUCUUGCUUGGCAGCUGGGUUUGCGCCAGAUUAUGGUUAAUUCUGAUUCUGCCCUUAUUGUUGAUAUGAUUAAUGGAGAUUGGGUGGACUCUCAUCCUAUGGCUGUGUUACUUACCAAGUGCAAAGAACUUUUGAAAAAUCAGUGGAAUUGCUGCGUUCUUCAUGUCUAUAGGGAGACCAAUUUUGCGGCAGAUUUCCUAGCUAAGCUGGGUCAUCAUAAGGAUUUGGGUUAUCAUGAGCUCUCUUCUCCUCCUGAUCAGUUGAAGCCUGUUUUAGAUGAUGAUAAGAAUGGUCUCUUGAGACCUAGAUUUGUUCCUGUAUAUAGAGACAAAAGCCCUUCUCAAGUUCAAACAAGGCCUCGAAGAUUCUUUGGACCGGCUUUCAUCUUGGGUGGGAAAAGAUUGCUGCAAAUGGAGUGGUGGUGCAACAACAUAACUGGACGUGUCAACAAGCUCGAUCUUUGCAAUCGCUUUUGGUCAGAUGAUGACGGAGCAAUAGUGGUUAAUGUAAUUAGUGGUGAGAUAAACCCUUCUUUGCUUUAUCUUGAUCUUAAUAAUGACCUAUUUCAGACUGACCUUGAUAGCCUUGGUGACCCAAAUGAGACUGACCUUGAUGGCCUUGGUGACCCAAUUGAGACUGACCUUCAGUGGCUUGCAACUCUUUCUUCCUUAAAGUACCUUAACUUGGGAGGAGUGGACCUUACCAAGGCAGCAUCCUAUUGGCUUCCCACUAUUAAUAUGCUCCUUUCACUUGUUGAAUUGCAUUUGCCCUCUUGUGGACUAUCCAUCCUUUCUCUCACUCUUCCUUCUAUCAAUUUCACAUCCCUUUUGGUUCUUGAUCUCUCUCACAAUUAUUUCACCUCCACGAUACCUCCUUGGUUGUUCAAUCUCAAAAGCUUGAGAUACCUCAAAUUGUCAUAUAACUCAUUCCAAGGUUCAAUCCCAAAAUCAAUUGGAAACUUAACAUCUUUGGAGAAGUUUUACCUUACAGGGAAUCAAAUGAGUGGGAUCAUCCCAAAAAGCCUUGGGGAGCUCUCAUCAUUGGUUUCACUUUAUACCUAUGGUAACACAUGGGAAGGUGCCAUUACAGAAGCUCAUUUCCUCAAACAUUUCCUUGGUUUUCAACCUAAGUUCUGA
This is a messenger RNA of Prunus armeniaca (apricot), 6177 nucleotides long. Lineage: Eukaryota; Viridiplantae; Streptophyta; Magnoliopsida; Rosales; Rosaceae. The record is from the annotation of a GenBank genome assembly.